Molecule: messenger RNA, 1048 nt
Organism: Leptinotarsa decemlineata (Colorado potato beetle)
Lineage: Eukaryota; Metazoa; Arthropoda; Insecta; Coleoptera; Chrysomelidae
Product: pyruvate dehydrogenase phosphatase regulatory subunit, mitochondrial
Cellular component (GO): mitochondrion
Molecular function (GO): protein binding
Source: RefSeq, a predicted model, not a curated record
GUCACGUCCACAAAUCUACAUAACUGCCAUGCCAUAUCAACUUGUCAACAGUAUUUUGGCAAAUAGGGUUAAAUUAUCUAUUAUAUCGAACGUAGACAUUUAAUUAACAGUAGGAUUUCAUUUGCAUAAAUAAAUAAAUAGGGAACAACGAAUAUGUAAAAGAUUGUAACAUUUUUCUGUAAUGAAUAAAGUGAUAUCAAAGUAUCAAACUGCUUUGACUAAAAGCAGAAGUUCUUCCAAUUUAUUUUCGAAGUAUGAAUUGUCUACUGAAUCACCCCCUAGAGAUGCCAGAGUUGUUAUUUGUGGAGGUGGAGUUAUGGGGGCCUCGGUUGCAUACCAUCUAGCAAAAAUCGGAUGGGGUAGUGAAACGGUGCUUAUCGAACAGAACAGAAUAGGAGGUGCAACAACAUGGAAUUCGUCAGGUCUUGUAGGAGUAUUCAAACCCAGUUUAUCACAAGUAAAACUCACGAAAUCAAGUGUGAAUCUGUACAAAGAACUAGAAAAGAAAGGAUUACCAACUGGGUGGAAACAAUGCGGAAGCUUAAACCUAGCAAAAACAAGAGAUCGAAUGACAGUUUUUCGAAGAAUGCUAGCCCAGGCUGUAUCAUGGCAAAUUGAGUGUGAUAUUUUAACGCCAGAGCAAUGUAAAGAAAAAUGUCCAUUACUGAAUGUUUCCGAUAUUUUGGGAGGCCUUUGGAUUCCUGGUGAUGGAGUGGGUCACCCUUAUGACAUAUGCUUAUCAUUGGUUUCUGAAGCCAAGGAAAUGGGUGUUAAAGUAAUUGAGGAUUGCACACUUAAAAAAAUUAAACAACAAAAUAACAAAGUUACUGGUGUUGAGACUGACUUAGGAAAUAUCAAUUGUGAAUAUUUCGUGAAUUGUGCUGGAUUUUGGGCAAGAAAUGUUGGUCAGUUAUCUGAACCAUACGUUAAAGUUCCUCUACAUGCUGUUGAACAUUAUUAUUUACAUACCAAACCCAUUCCCGGCUUGGACCCUAUGCUUCCAGGUGAGGUGUUUCUGUAUAAGUUAUAUUAAGUUUUCCUUGUUCAC